CCUACCCGGAAAUUAAACAAUGAGAUAUGGAAGUGGGCUAGGAGAGGCCACGUGGGUGCAACAUGGGGGCUCCUUCAGGCAAAAUCAACCGGCCGCGGACGGAGCUGAAGAAAAAGCUUUUCAAAAGGCGCCGUGUUCUGAGCCAGCAGAAGCGGAAGAAACACCGGAUUGUGGGAGCUGUUGUGGAUGCGGGGCUCAUCACCAUUCACCACCUGAAGAAGCGCUCAUCCAGUGCUCGAGCAAACAUUACCCUGUCUGGGAAGAAGAGAAGGAAACUGCUGAAGCAAAUCCGUCAUGCCACUAAGGAGAAAACAGACAUGCAGGUUGAUGCCUCUCCGGGUCCAAGUAAAAGUGCUCAGACUGGAAAGAGAAAGAAGAAAAAGGAUAAAGUAACAGACUGCCUGGAUGUAGAUAUGGUGGAAACUGAGCCUGCUCCCAGAGCUGAGAUCUGCCUCUGAAGUCUUGAAACCCAGUUUCCUUGUUUGUUCUUGUGGCUUGGUGCUGGCAGACUUGUAGGGGGCGUUGGGGGCACAAAGGUUGCAAAACCAGAAAAGCCAGAAGGCUUGGAUUUUGAACCUGUUUAGCCCCAUAAACUUGGAUGUGACUUAAUUCCUUUUUAAAAAAAAUGCAAAAGACUUGAGAGGUGUAAAGAACAGUCUGCAGUUCUAUUGAGUUCUCAUUCAUUUCUCUUGACAAACAGCUUUGGGUUCUUUAUACUGCCAAGCACCACUGGCUAGAAUUUUAGGGCUUGAAAAGAGCUUCAAGGAUCAGUCAACUAGCCCGUUGCGUUAAGUGGGUGCAUGGCAUCUUUUUAGGGUGCAUGUCUAGACAGAAAAAACACCCUGCCAGCAUUACGCAGCCAGCCAAAGUGAUUGGGGAAUCCUGGGAGUUGUCAGACUUUUUUUCUGUCUAAUCAUGCGUAGGAUUGCACCCUUAAAAAAUUACCAGCUUUGCUCUAUACUAAAAGCAUGCUGAUAUUAGAAGGGUGUUAUCCUGGGUGCAGUUAACCUGGGUGCAGUUAACCCAUUGAUUUCCAUGGGGCUUAUUUCAGAGGAAAGAUGCAUAGGAUACUAGUAUCCUACACUGGAAACCCACCCCUCACCUUAAUAUCUGUCUAUAAAUUAAAGUUGGGGAGUGGCUUCCAGUGUUGUUAGCCAACCUCAACUGGAAGGGAAGGAAACAUCUGUUCCUAAACUCCCAUAGGGGCAAGCUUUCCUGCUUCCAGUGUUCUAAGGCAAUAAACAUCGUCCCAAUAAAAUGACAAGAAACCA
Molecule: messenger RNA, 1271 nt
Organism: Elgaria multicarinata webbii
Lineage: Eukaryota; Metazoa; Chordata; Lepidosauria; Squamata; Anguidae
Gene: C21H11orf98
Product: chromosome 21 C11orf98 homolog
Exons: 4
Coding region: 63-458 (131 amino acids)
Source: RefSeq, a predicted model, not a curated record